AUGGCUAUUAGGAUGGGACAGAAUUUGCCUGAAUACAAUCAUAUCCCUUCUGUUCAUUACUUCUACUGUUGUGGUUGCGGAGCUCAUGUUGCAAUCAUCUAUUACAUUCCGGCUCUACGGAUUAUUGCUCAAGUGUAUAUAUCCAGGUUCAGGGUUGAAGUAGCAGAGAACGAGCCACAACAUGGAGUAAUACAUGGCAUGAACUUGACCGUAGCCGUGACUUACUGUGUCCAAUGUGGAAACCUUCUCAUGUGGAAAAUUAUUGCCGUCUCCCAACCGUCUAGUGUUUAUAGAGUAGGAGGAUCCAUCUUGAGAUUGGACGCGGUUAUUAGCUGGAACAAUGUAACGUUGUUUGAUUUUCUCAAUGGAGGCAAUAAUGAACAGACUCCUAAUGAUCAAGAUGGAGGUGCAGAUGAACAACAAGAUGGAAACGCUAAUGAACAAGAUUCAAGCGCUAAUGAGCAAAAUCAAACUGCUGAUCUGGAUGGAAAUGGAGGCAUUAAUGAACAAGUUCCUAAUCAAGAUGUAGCUAUUGUUGAGGGGCUGGGCAAUAUUGAUCUAAAUGCAAACAUUUGA
Solanum stenotomum is the source of this 576-nucleotide messenger RNA. RefSeq lists its product as uncharacterized. NCBI's taxonomy places the organism in Eukaryota, Viridiplantae, Streptophyta, Magnoliopsida, Solanales, Solanaceae. The transcript is spliced from 4 exons. The record is from RefSeq and is a predicted model, not a curated record. Bases 1 to 576 code for a protein of 191 amino acids.